This is a messenger RNA of Exserohilum turcica Et28A, 1781 nucleotides long. RefSeq lists its product as uncharacterized. The record is from RefSeq and is a predicted model, not a curated record. The transcript is spliced from 2 exons. Gene Ontology annotation, molecular function: protein serine/threonine kinase activity; ATP binding. Gene Ontology annotation, cellular component: nucleus. Lineage: Eukaryota; Fungi; Ascomycota; Dothideomycetes; Pleosporales; Pleosporaceae. Gene Ontology annotation, biological process: mitotic DNA damage checkpoint signaling; protein phosphorylation. The coding region runs from base 199 to 1494 and encodes 431 amino acids.
UGCCAAACACCAUCUCUGCCCUAGCCCUCUGAUCAGCCCGCUAUCCGGUCAUCGGUUCCGCUGCUUGCAACAUGGCUGCCUUGCUCCUCGCCAUUGACGUCUUGCCUAGCUAUGCUACUUUAAUUCCACCCAUCCAAGCACAUCCGUUUCCAGCCCUACACUCCCUCUUCACUAUACACCUGCAUCACCGCUUUCAUCAUGGUCGGAGCCACCAUUCCCAUGCGCGAGGGCGUGGAGCUCGUAGGAGAGCAUGGAUACCGAUACCUACUUGUCAGAGCCCUCGGCCAAUCCAACGUGUGGAUUGCCGUGGAUGCCGCCACCCAGGAGAAGAUAUUCAUCGUCAAACAGCCCAGCGACGAUGACGUCGCGUAUGGCUGGCCACGCUUCCAGCACGAAAUGGUCAUGCAUGAGCUUCUCAAAGACAUCCCCACCAUCCGGCAGCAAGUCGACCGCAUUCCACCAUCCUCGAGAGCCGACCCCCCGCGAAUAGUGCUCGAGAUCCUGCAGUCGACUCUGUGGGAUGCGCGCAGAAAGCGCCAGUUUAGCGAUGUGGAAAUCAAGGGCAUCAUGCGCUCGGCUCUUUUGGGCUUGCGGGAUGUACACCAGCGAGACUUGGUAUACGCAGAUCUCAAAAUGCAAAACAUUCUACUGAGUGGAUUCGAGGAAGAGCCCAACGCAAAGGCAGUGGUGGGCGACAGUAGAAUCACAACCAAGCUGGGAGACUUGGGCAUCGUCAUGGAACCAGCAAAGGGUCUGGUUCAGCCCAUCAUAUACCGCGCUCCAGAGGUCUAUUUCAGAAAUGAAAUCAGCCCUGCUGCAGACAUUUGGUCAUGGGGACUCAUCUACUGCCAGCUCUUGGAGGCCCAAGCAUCCUUCCACAAGUACGGUCUCUAUGACGACCUGCUACAAGGCAGUCAGGUACAAAAGGAACGAUCAGUCGAGCGAGCCAUUGCCCAAGACUUUGGCCUGGGCGCGCUGGAUUACUACAACGGAUGCCAUCUUCCCUACCACGACCGCACACACUACGAAGGACAGCAAUGGGACCGACUCAUAGAGAAGGGUGUAUCAGAGAAGGAAAUCCAAUUCCUCCGAUGGGUCCUGAAUCCCGUACCCACCGAUCGACCAACUGCACAAGACAUUCUCGACGCAGGUUGGUUCACCACAGACACCGACAAGACGGGUCGCAUUGCCGAGACUCUCAAGACACGCGUCGAGACUUCUCGCCGCAAAAACCUGCUACGAAAACACAGCGAGCCGCUGCUAUCCAAAAUACCCAUCCACCAACCUGUGCAGAGUACCCAAGCCCCUCGCAUGGACGCUCCAACGGCAUUUUCGUCAUCACACAUACCACAAGCGACUCAGCAACCUGUGCCGUUUGAACCCGUCUCCUUUGUGCCUGUCGAAUCCACGCAGUAUGCCCGGCCUCCAGCCCCGCGAUCCAGCACUCACCGACCCGCUGGGGGCACAUUUAUCAAUUAUGGAUCUUAUAUGUGAUGCAUGUUGAUGUAUUAUGAUAUAAUUCUGAAAUGAAUUAUAAUGUCGUCUAUUUCGGAAUCCGGUCCUGAGGCGCUGGGUGUGUAUUACUAGAAUAAAUACAAAUGUCGGAAUAAAGAAAAUUUCCAAGGGCCAAUGAAUUUAUUGUAUCGAAUGGGAAUAUUCUAGGCACGAUAUUCUGCUAUGUUGACGCGGUGUUCUUAGACUUGACUUUUUUUCAUUUUUCUGUUCGACUUUUGGUUGGUCUGAAAUAUCUUGUUCAUCUAUCUAUUGAAUUUUCAUCCAAG